This is a messenger RNA of Sardina pilchardus (European sardine), 8504 nucleotides long. RefSeq names its product zinc finger X-chromosomal protein. The record is from RefSeq and is a predicted model, not a curated record. The transcript has 10 exons. Gene Ontology annotation, biological process: regulation of transcription by RNA polymerase II. Lineage: Eukaryota; Metazoa; Chordata; Actinopteri; Clupeiformes; Clupeidae. Gene Ontology annotation, molecular function: metal ion binding; chromatin insulator sequence binding; DNA-binding transcription factor activity. The coding region runs from base 223 to 2559 and encodes 778 amino acids. Gene Ontology annotation, cellular component: nucleus; chromosome.
CUCUCACCUCUCCCUCCAUCCCGGGUACGCUCACUCUCCUUUGGGCUGGAAAGAGACCCUGCGCCCGGAAGCGUUCUUUAUAAUAACAACAGGCAAAACGAUCUGUUAACAAAUCAAUGCAAUUAUAUCCCCAAUUUAAAUUCCACUGGACUACAGAACAGGAUCUGUUGACUUCCAAGUACAUGUUUGACGCAGACCAAUGAGGUUACAGAGGGUGGGGCCAUGGAUGACCACAUCACCAGACUGGCAAUCCACUCCCAGGAGCCGAAAAUUAUACUACAUGGAGGAGAUGACGUCGGCCCAGCCGGGGAGUCCGACAGCUUCGUUGUGGAGCUCCAAGUGUCCUCCUCCCGCGCCGGUUCUGUCGUUGACGACGGAGAUCUCCAUAACGACAGCGUAGUGGAGGAUGACGACAUUGAUCAGCUGGUGAUCCAAGACUCCGCUGAGGACGUAGUCCAGUACGACGAAGAUGCGGAGGAUGACGAGGUUGCCAUGGACACCUGCGUGGUGCAGAUGGGGGAGGACGAGGAGGAUGAGGCGGUCGCUGUGGCGCGGGUCGUCAGGGGCAACGGUGAGGGAGAGAGUGAGGGGAGAGAGAUGGCGGAGGAUGAGGAGGGCUGUGGAGACUACCUGAUGAUCUCACUGGAUGAGGCUGGUAAAAUGGUGUCAGGUGAGGAGGAGGGGUCAGCGGUGGUUGCCGCAGACGACAAGAGUGAUGGACAGGAAGUCAUCAAGGUCUACAUCUUCAAGGCAGAUGACACGGGAGAGGACAUGGGUGACACAGAGGUUGUGGGGGAUGAGGAGCCGUCCUCUGGUGAGAAGAUGGUCUACAUGUCUGUCGGGGACAGCAACCACAGUGACUCCAAGCUCUCAGAGGAAGUGUACAUGGAAGUUGUUGUUGGAGGGGAGGAGGCUAAUGUAACCGCCAAUCAUGGUCGCUGCUAUGACAACACUGCCCUUAGCAAAGAGUUCACCCCGGCGACAUGGGCAUCUGCAUAUGACUCCCUAGCAGAGCCCCGUAAUGGUGCUGCUAGCGCCUUCCUGCACAUGGAGGACCCGAUGGGAGGAGCUAAUAAAGGCAGCAGGAGGAGAACAGAGCCGAGACAGGUGCAGACGGCCAUCAUCAUCGGGCCGUACGGUCAGCCCCUGACAGUGUACCCCUGCUUCCUGUGUGGAAAGAAGUUCAAGUCCCGCGGGUUUCUACGGCGACACCAGCGGACACAACAUCAGGAGCUCCUCACCAAGAGCAGGAAGAAGGUCCCGCCCAGUACCCCUCCCGACUCGUCGUCGUUGGCGCCGGCGUUCAGCUGCGAGACGUGCGGCCAGAGCUUCGCCCAGCAGCCCGCGCUCUUCACGCACCGCCUGCAGCACCACCCGCCCGAGGCUCCGCCCAGUCCGCCCGCCGGCCCGCCGGCCUCCGACGCCGACGCCAACGCCAACGUCGCCAAAACGUUGCAGUGCCGCUACUGCGCCUUCCGCGCCUCGGACGCCGCGCUGCUGCAGCGCCACCUGCAGGGGGCGCACAACCGCAGCUUCCCGCACACCUGCGCCGAGUGUGGCAAAGGGUUCCGCCACCCGUCCGAGAUGCGCAAGCACGCGCGCACGCACACCGGCGAGCGGCCGUUCCGCUGCCCGCAGUGCUCCUACAAGGCGGCCGACGCCUCCAACCUGAAGACGCACAUGAAGAGCAAGCACGGCACCCAGGAGCCGCCCUUCAGAUGUGAGCAAUGCAGUCAGACGUUUGCUGAGGAGGACGAGCUGAGUCGUCACGUGUCCCUGUCGCACCCGUCAGCGGAACCCGGCCGAGGUCCCGUGUCCUCCACGCCCGCGGCGACGGUGCCGCACCAGUGCCCGCACUGCGACCACCGCAGCUCCAACUCCAGCGACCUGAAGCGCCACGUCAUCUCCUGCCACACCAAGGAGUACCCGCACGUGUGCGAGGCCUGCGGCAAGGGCUUCCACCGGCCCUCGGAGCUCAAGAAGCACGAGGCCACCCACAAGGCGUCGCCCGGGGUGCCGGGAGCGGCCCCCGCCGCCAAGAAGCUCCACCAGUGCCGCCACUGCAGCUUCAAGAUCGCCGACCCCUUCGUCCUGAGCCGCCACAUCCUGUCGGUCCACACCAAGGAGUCCGGCGGAAGCGCCCAGGGCGACGACGUCGACGCCGACGGGCCGUCGUCGCCCACCUCCGCGGAGCAGCUGUCCCCGCCGCUGUUGUCCCCGGCGACGGAGGCGUCGCCGGCCAAAGCGAGCGGCAACAAGAAGUCGCCGUCCUCCGUGAAGAAGUCUGGCGGCCUGAGCAGCGGUGGUGGUGGUGGUGGCGGUGGUAAUAAGGCGCGGGUGGUGGCGGCGCAAGUGCCUCGAGAGCGCCGCGUCUACCAGUGCCAGUACUGCGACUACAGCACCGGAGACGCCUCCGGCUUCAAGAGGCACGUCAUCUCCAUCCACACCAAGGACUACCCACACCGCUGCGAGUACUGUUCUAAAGGGUUCCGCAGGCCCUCUGAGAAGAACCAGCACAUUGCCCGCCACCAUAAGGACGUGGUUCAGCCCAGUAGUUAAGGACCCAGUCCCGGAACGCUCCUUUAGAACUCUAGAGUCGUCGGAAGAGAGAGAGAGAACGAUCCUGUUGAACUGUAGAAUGGUCUGACAAGGGAGGGGGGGGGCCUCACGGAACCUGAAGGAACAUUCUGGGAGUUUUCAUGCAGAUGUCCGUCAGCUACAGCUUUUCUAGAUACUGUACUCAAUCAGCUCUUGCAUCACAAGGUCAUGACCUUUUGACCAGCGUUCUGGUCAGCUGAUUUUUCCCGUCAGGGUAAAAGGAGUUUAAACACCUGUGGAACAAUUGGUGAUGAAAUCUCAGCCACUGGGCAGAGUAGGAAUGACACACACCAGAUACCCCCCCCCCCCCAAGGCAAGUCGGGGGGGUUGAGGUUGGGAUUGGGGUUAGACUUAAGGGAGAAUAUGUUGUCUAAGUUCUUUAUGUAAAAGUUUAUCUAGCUUGAAUUUAGAAAUGUCAACAACAUCAACUAGGGCUGGGUAUUGUUCCACAUGUUUCUAUACCAGCGCUGAUGAGGUACCGGACGAACACGUAGCUGGUUAUGAUGAGCUAUGAAACAUCAACUGUAAAAAAACACAAGCAAACAAAAGAAAUCUGCACAAAAAGUUCUACAUCCUCCUAUUAUUAUUUUUUAUUGAUGCAGAAUUUCAUUUCAUUUUAUUUUGUGUUUUCUGCUAUCGAUAAAAAGUACUAAUGAGACGAAAGCUUUUUGUGUGGAUUCCCCCCCGCCCCCCAGUAGUUUUUGGACUGUCGACCCUGCACCCAGCACAUUGACUCCUCCCCUAACGUGCAUUUGGUGAAUGGCCACACAGCGACCCUCAGCCCCACCCUCCCCUGCAUGUGUGCCACACCUAGAUGGACACCUAGACGCCUAGGAGGCGGAGUUACAAGGAAGCUACACUGGGUGUGUAACUGAAGCGUUCCAUUCGUAACGCCCUAAAAAACAUUUUACAAGACUGGUCUAUUUUUUUUUUACGUACGCACCGUUAUCAUGUCUGGUGUAGCUACUUCCAUUGAUUAUAGUUGAAGUUAAUUGUUGCAGCAGACGCAACGCGAACGUAACGCUUCAGUUACACGCCUGGUUAGACCUCUGAUCAAACGCCUGCUGAGGGCCUGACCGUUACAGCUGUGCAGUCAGACAGAAAAGCUUUCAGCUCUCAGGCCUACAGGCGCCCGACUCCGUCAGUCACAGUCAGUGGACAGUGGAAGGUCAAGACUGCGACAGCCUUAGCCUACUCGAUAUCUGAGACCCCCAUAGGCUACUCUACAAUCUGUAAAGCUAAUUCCAGCCGUUGUCCACCAACUUCCGUUUAGCUGUCAUACUGGUUCUACAUCAAAUCCAGUCUAGAUGUCAGUGCCAUUUUAGAUCAACUCCAGUUUAGCUGUCGCAGCAGUUCUUGACCAAAUCCAGUGAAGAUGUCAGAGCCGUUCUAGACCUUCUCCAGUUUAGCGGUCAUGGCCGUUCUAGACUUCAGUUUAGCGGUCUCAGGAGUGUGCUCAGCAUGGGUGGUGGUGAGCUGAAAGGAGGUAUCCGUUGAAUUCUGUAGGAUUCGAGUUGUGUUGAACGCACGUUUGCAAAGCCACUCUUCCAUUGACUUGCGUCGUGUUUGAUACGUCGUCACUUGAGGUGCAAUAUCAAAAGAGAGGUCAGGCCUGGCUGGUUAGCAUGCUAACGUUAGUCGAUAUGUAGGCAACACUAGGUAACACUAUCAAAACUGCUAUUUCUUCACUUUCUUUUGCUAUUUUGUCAUUUUUUUAUGUUUUAUACAAAAUGAACUACAGAUGGUCGUCCCUUUAAGGUCACCUGCGGUGCUGCAGUGCUUAUGAUUGGCCCAAUGCUGGAGACUUGCAGCCUCAGCCCUGAUAUGUGGGAAGGAAUGUUGAUCUGAGGGAUCUGAUCUGAGGAAUGUCGAUCUGGACUUGCAUUAGUGUCGGUCAUCCUGCAAGAUCUCGGUGUUAUUUGAAUAGCAAUGUGGAGUUGGGAGUGUCUGUUUAUUUAGCUGCCUCGGUGUUGAAACCUGGUGUUGAAAAACACAGUCCAUUUUUGCACUCUAUGCUAUCUUUACAUGCAGUGUUCGGCCCUCUUAUCCUGGCAGUAGUCACUCCUCUUCCUCCACCUCCUCUUCUUCCUCCUCCUCUUCCUCCUCCUCCUCCUCCUCCACACAUACGUACCCAAUAGGGCCCUUGCUAAUGCAGACUGCAGACGCAUACCACACACACACACACACUACAGGGGAUUAGCUGCCCCUAUGCCUGCGUUUAUGAUGGAUUUGAGUUAUUGGUUCCUGUUUCUGUCCAUGUCUAGGUUGUUGUCCUUUGUCUAUUUUCCCUGCCUUUUUGUUUGAAGCUCAGAGAAUCCUUUUCAAAUGAUUAGAGAUGCACCGAUAUUCGGUUCUUAAGUCCGACGUCACAGGCCCAACAGCUAUUUCGUGAGAAGAUGUUUACUAGCGCAGCCAGGCGGUUUUUGCAACUUGUAAACUUUGUCAUCAUCACCUCCGAUUUAGCAAAUAAAAUCGCUAAACUUUAACAGAGUAAUCACUGUAGCUAUGCAGCCAGAUGAUGGAUUUAAGGGUAACAUCCAGGCUUCCGCAAAAAAAUAGGAUUUGAUUAGGUUGAGGCAACAAGUCAGUAUAAGAUGACAAUUUUCUUAAAGGCUAGUCAGGAAUAGCGGAAAGAAAUUUUUUUAUUUUACUGUCUAUGGAGAAAAACAUGUGAAUCUGAAAGCCGUUGGACCCGGAAAGAGAUUCAUUAUCCCAUUAUUACAUCAUCACUUAAAAAACGAAUAUCGGCCAAUAUCAGUAUCAACAACAGCCCAGAAUUUUCCCAAUCAGUGCAUCCCAACAAAUGAAGUCUGUAGUGGUCAGCAGGAUUGUACCCUGUGGUCAAGGAGUUGGGAAGCUCAUGCGGAACUGUGAGAUGCAUACACCAGAGACUGACAGCAGUCUUAUCAGGUAGAACGUUUAUGUAUACUUAAUCUGUAGGUUUCCAUGUGUGUGUACUUUUGCUUUUUUUUUGCUGGCAAAUUAGUUCUAGCUGCCUCCCACCAACAGACCCAUUUGCCCCAGUCUUUAACCCCAGGGAUUGCUCUCCACCAUUAAUUGCUCCCAGUGACUAAUCCUAGUCUGGGGUCUAGUGAUGUUUCUGGUGUUGGUUCCUAUCGAAGCACUAUGGAGUUGCAACUUCAUCCACAGCGCUGCUGGAUGCUCAACUAGACCAGCAGAGGUCAGGUCUCUGGAGGGACGUUCUACUGCUCUCCUUACUGGUGGACCUCUGAACCUCAGAACUGGUUCCUGACUCUGGUGGACCUAGAACCUCAGAACCGGCUUCUGACCAGCAGCAGCACUGUGGGCUUAGUUCAACGAGGGCGAAUGAAUCCGAAACUCGUGUUUCACCCCAGAUUUACACACAGAUCCAUGGACAUGGUGGCAUCAGCUGUGGCCUGAGAUGGCCUGGGAUUGCUCUGAACUCGUCUGUGUGGACAAGUCAAUCCCAACACAGAUACCCAUUCUGCACUCCAUCCUCCAUCCACUCCCUUGAGUAACUCCUCCCUCCUUAGUGACUCCACCCUUUAGUAGCUCCUCCCUUUCUGUAACCCCACCCCAUUGUGUAACUGCUCCCUCCUAAUUUACUCCACCCUCUUUUGUAACUCCUUCCUCCUCACAAACUCCUCCCUCUCCAGUUAACUCCACCCUCAGUCAUAUGCCCUGAUUAACUCCUCCUUCAGUAACUCCAUCAUCAGCAACCCCACCUUCUUUAGUAUCCCCACCCACAUUUGUAACAGCAUCCUGUGCUAUGACACCACCCGAUGUAUAACCAUGCCCACUUAAACUCCUUCCCCCCAGUCCUCCCCUCCUUCUCCAUGGCUCCGGGUCCCCUGAUGGGAAUUCUAUGACCUCAUGGGCUCAACUGACCACUCUGUCUGUGACCUUAUAGGCUCAACUGACCACUCUGUCUGUGACCUCACAGGGUAAACUGACAGCUCUCUUUGUGACCACAGGCACAACUGACCACUCUGUCUGUGAUCUUACACGCUCAACUGACAAUUUUCUGUGGUGCAAAGCACUCCUGUUCUACCAACACAGACCUGUUUUUAAAUGUGCUCACUCUCUGCUAUCUAAAUCAAAGAUUUUUUUGGGAUGUGUGUGUGUAUGGGGGAGAGAGAGACACCUGGGUCUGGAAGGUGAAAGUAUCAUCUUCCAGACUCAGGUGUGCCUGUCUGUAUUUAUCUUUUGUUGUUUUCCAGUUUUUGUAGAUUUGUGUUGUGCGUGCAGGUAAAUAGCGCUUCCCAGAUAGCAACCUACUCCCUCUUUCACCCUCACUGACUUUCUCUUUCUCUCACACACACAGUCUCUCUCGCUCUCGCUCUCGCUCUCUCUCACUCUCUCUCACUUACCCACUCACACACAUAGAGACAUAACGCAUUUGCACUAAGGAUACUGCUUCCCAAAACAGGUGCUCAGACGAUUGUUUCUAGCGUUUUACCUCCCUUCACCUAAGAAUCGACCCACAGCUGUCAUCAGUCCUGAGUUUAUUUUCUUUUUGUAAGACUAGUCGCUUGCAUCUCUCCACUCUGCAAUCUGUUCUAUAUGUAAGGAUGGUGAAAUAGUCUUCUUUUAAAAACUCAGUCAGCUCCUGCCACCACAGGUACAUGGAGGUUCUUAUAUUUUCUAUAGUCUACUUGGAGUCUGUCUCUGACAUGUCUUGACGUAAACACUUCCACCACCUGUCAGAUUAUUCAAACCAAAAGCCUCUGUAGCGUUGCAGCCUAUCAGGAAAAGGCUUCCGACAAAUGUUUGUUAACAAUUCAAGGUAGUGGCCAAUGAUCUCCAAAUUUAUCCGAUAAUAUACAUGUAUGUGCGAGUCAGCGUCGCUUUGGAUAAAAGUGUCUGCUAAAUAUCAGUCAUCUUUCACGGGUCACCAUCUUCAAUCCAAUAAACAGUGGAAAUAACAGGAGCAUUGUGGUUAAAACUGCGUUACGUUACCCUUCAUCGGUACUCUUUGAGUGAGCUAAAGUCUGCAUGGUUACAUAGAACUUGAGGCUACAGACGUCCGCAUAGAGUCGCACACUCGGGCUCUGAUGACGUGAUUUACGUCACUCUGAGAUUCUUGUGCGCUCACACACACACAAACUGUAACACGGGCCUAAAAGCUUGGUGGCACACACACACUAAGCGCUGCUCGUUAGUUUUGUCCUGUGGGUAGUCUGGUUAGGAGUGUGACCUGGAAACUGUUCCCUUGAAUAAGUGCAAGUCCUUACUUGUACAUGAAUUAGCACUAAGUCCUUGCUUGUUUGUUUCCAAGCAACUGCUUCCACAAGAACCUUUUGGACUGCUGUUGAGGAGAAUGAACCAUCUCCGCAGGAACCUUUUGAUCUGCUGUUGAACAGACUGAACUAGCCCAUUGGAACCUUUUGGGCUGAGCCAGCUCCACAGGAACAUUUUGGACUGAGUUAGCUGCACCAGAGAAGGGAGGAAGGCCAUCUCUCCUUCACACUUCACAGCCAAUCACAGGAGGUCCUCACCACCCCUAGCCAAUCACUUAGGUUAUCCUUAGUCCCGCCCCACCCCGGGGCCUGUCAGACACAAACUGGGUUUGCGAUGCCACAACAAAACAAAGACAUUUUAGCUGGAGUCAAACUUUUUUUAAAACUUUAUUUAUUGAAAAUGUCACACAUUUUCUGGCGCUGUACAGUUGUGUUGUAUAAUUAUAGCUCCAAAAGAAACCUUUAUGGGACAUGUGAGGAAUCUAUCGUUUUAAUACAUUUUUUUGUCAUUUUGUUUGUUUGUUUUGUAUUGCUAAAUUACACUGAGAGAAAAAGUAAAAAUGUCAAAAGCAGAAAACACAUAAAUGGUGUAUGUGUUACGUUUUUCAGUGUUUUUUUGUGGCCUGGGUGAUUACAUAACUACUUUGUUUUUUUUAUGAAAUCAAAGAUUAAAAAUCUGAUUAA